Messenger RNA from Rhododendron vialii, 2077 nucleotides. Its product is annotated as protein DETOXIFICATION 21-like. Gene Ontology annotation, biological process: xenobiotic detoxification by transmembrane export across the plasma membrane. The coding region runs from base 394 to 1863 and encodes 489 amino acids. Lineage: Eukaryota; Viridiplantae; Streptophyta; Magnoliopsida; Ericales; Ericaceae. Gene Ontology annotation, molecular function: xenobiotic transmembrane transporter activity; antiporter activity. Gene Ontology annotation, cellular component: membrane. The record is from RefSeq and is a predicted model, not a curated record. The transcript has 9 exons.
CCUUGAAAAAUAUAUUUUAAAUUUAAUGAACAGCUCGGAUGAUUUAUGUGGAACCCGUGGUGGGCCCCAUAAUGAAAUCUGUGCACAAUUUGUGCACAGAUCUGUUGUGUGUAGCAGGACUGGUUUCUAAAUAGGAGUAAACUGCAGACAGGGCAGAUAAAUUUCUUUCAUUAGACUUUUUCUCUGAACAAAAACCCGUCUAAGAGCAACAACACCAGUCUCGGUAUUCAUGGAGUUUGAGUUACUUUAGCUAUGGGAAACAACAAAACCAUCUUGCACCAGAUUCGGUAUCAAGCUCGGUAGAGUUGCUCCAACAACUUCAGCUCGGUAACUGUGACGAGGAAUUGUUCAGAAGCACGUUUGGAGGCACCAGAAGAAUUGGAGUUUAUCAAAAUGGAUCCUGAUAUUCAUGAGAAUCUAUUGACGAAUGGUAAAGGACAAAAGGGUGUUCCUAGUGAGGAAAAGCUGAAGGACAGGUUAUGGAGUGAGAACAAGAAAAUGUGGGUGGUGGCUGGUCCGGCUAUAUUCACUAGAUGUUCAACCUUCGGUAUUAAUGUCAUUAGCCAGGCAUUUGUUGGGCACAUUGGAGCUACAGAGCUUGCUGGAUAUGCUCUUGUUGCAACUGUCUUCCUGAGGUUUGCUAAUGGUAUCCUGUUGGGAAUGGCUAGUGGAUUAGAGACUCUAUGUGGGCAAGCGUAUGGUGCAAAUCAACUCCACAUGCUAGGCGUGUAUCUUCAAAGGUCCUGGAUUGUCCUAUUCACAUGCUCGCUUUUCCUUGUCCCUUUGUUCUGCUUGACCACUCCGAUUUUGAAAGCUUUAGGCCAAGAUGAAGCCAUUGCAGAAGAGGCAGGCGUAAUUGCUCUCUGGUUUAUCCCUGUGGUGUUCUCCUUCAUUCCAUCCUUCACCUGCCAGAUGUUCCUACAGACUCAGAGCAAGAACAUGAUUAUUUCAUACUUGGCAUUUUGUUCACUUUCAAUCCAUAUCUUUCUCUCAUGGCUUUUGACAGUGAGAUACAAAUUUGGUAUUCCUGGGGCCAUGAUAUCUACCAUUUUAGCAUAUUGGCUUCCUAAUAUGGGCCAGCUUUCCUUUGUUUUGUGUGGAGGGUGCCGAGACACGUGGAAGGGUUUCUCAUUCUUGGCUUUCAAGGAUCUGUGGCCAGUCAUCAAGCUUUCUUUAUCAUCUGGUGUCAUGCUUUGUCUGGAACUAUGGUACAACACAGUCCUGAUUCUUCUAACGGGAAACAUGGAGAAUGCUGAGGUUGAAAUAGAUGCUCUCUCUAUUUGCCUCAAUAUUAAUGGUUGGGAAAUGAUGUUAGCUUUUGGUUUCAUGGCUGCAGCUAGCGUACGGGUCUCAAAUGAACUUGGAAGAGGGAACUCAAAAGCUGCAAAAUUCUCAAUCGUGAACAUAGUGCUAACAUCAUUUGUCAUCGGAUUCACGUUAUUCAUUUUCUUCCUGUUCUUUCGGGGCCGCCUAGCUUACAUAUUCACAGAUAGCAGUGAGGUGGCUGCUGCAGUUGCAGAAUUAUCGCCUCUUUUGGCAUGCUCCAUUCUUAUGAACAGUGUUCAGCCUGUUCUUUCUGGUAUUGCUAUUGGGGCUGGCUGGCAAAGCAUUGUCGCAUAUGUUAACAUUACAUGCUAUUACCUAGUAGGGGUUCCAGUGGGAGUAGUGCUCGGUUAUGUGUUCCAUAUGCAGGUCAAAGGCGUCUGGAUUGGUAUGUUGUUUGGCACAUUCGUUCAAACUAUUGUGCUCAUCAUAAUCACUUGCAAAACUGAUUGGGAUAAUCAGGUAUCCGUAGCUCUUAAACGAGUUAACAGGUGGUUUGUGGAAGCUGAGGAACCCAGUGCUAAUCAACAAGGUGUUUGAGAUGAUAUUUUCAUUCUUUUGCAUUAAAGCCCAAGAUGUGGGUUGCAACUUCCUAGUAGGUAAUGUUCAUAGGCCCCAUUGUUGUAACAUCGAGAUACGAUUUGGAUGAAUGGACUCAGUAUCUACAGGAUUUGGGAUCACUUAUUCAUCAAGACUGUUUGUUUUGGCGUAAGACAUUUUGUUGUUUGAUUUAUGUGAAAUCGUUUUGCGGAAA